AAGACUUCUCUCGCGAGAGCGGAAGUCUCGCACCGGGGCCCCAGCAAGCCCCGGAGGAAAUGCGCGCGUGCGUCCUCGCGUGGCUCGGUGUCUGAGGGAGUGUGAGGUGAGAUCGUCGUGAGUUCGUGGGCCAGGAGACGCCAUGUUCUUCACCGCUGUCCUCCUGCGCGGCCGCAUUCCGGGCCAUCAGUGGAUCGGGAAGCACCGGCGGCCGCGGAAAGUGUCUUUCCGGAUGAAGGAGAACAUGAUCCGUCGCCUGGAGGUGGAGGCCGAGAACCACUACUGGCUGAGCAUGCCCUACAUGACGGUGGAGCAGGAGUACCGCCACGCCGCGGAGCGCAGGGCCCAGGCCUUUGAGGCCAUCAAGGCGGCCGCCACUUCCAAGUUCCCCGAGCACAGAUACGUUGCUGACCAGCUAGACCAUCUCAACGUCACGAAGAAAUGGUCCUAACCUGGAGCCAUCACCUUUACGUUUAUGGAUACCAGACUGCUCUGUCCUUACCUGGUCCUGGAACUGGAAAAAUGUAAUUUAUAUAAGUGUGAUCCCUUCGACCAGAAUCUUAUUAAAACAAGCAUGAUUAA
Peromyscus eremicus (cactus mouse) is the source of this 582-nucleotide messenger RNA. It is a transcript of the gene Mrpl57, whose product is annotated as mitochondrial ribosomal protein L57. Gene Ontology annotation, cellular component: mitochondrial ribosome. Bases 143 to 451 code for a protein of 102 amino acids. Gene Ontology annotation, biological process: mitochondrial translation. The record is from RefSeq and is a predicted model, not a curated record. The transcript is spliced from 2 exons. NCBI's taxonomy places the organism in Eukaryota, Metazoa, Chordata, Mammalia, Rodentia, Cricetidae. Gene Ontology annotation, molecular function: structural constituent of ribosome.